AUGGAUAUGGUUAACCAAAGAAAGAAGAACAUGGGGCGCCAGAAGAUUGAGAUCAAGAAGGUUGAGAAAGAUUCCAACAAACUUGUCACUUUCUCAAAAAGAAGACAAGGUUUAUUCAGAAAAGCAAGCGAACUUUGUGUCUUAUGUGAUGUUCAUGCAGCCAUCAUUGUGUUUUCCCCUGGUGACAAACUCUACUGUUUUGGGCAACCCGACACUAACGUUGUCCUCAAUAGCUACAUCAAAGGAACCACUGAGUUUGAGGAUUCAAAGUCAGCAGAAAAUUCUCCGACUUGCAAAGAUUACAAUAGACAAUAUGAGGAGGCACAAAAGAUGUUGGAGACGGAAAAGAAGAAACUAGAAGAUGUUCAAAAUUUGGCUAAGAUUUUCAACAAGGGUGACUGGUGGAAUGAUUCAAUUGAUGAUAUGAGUAGUGAUCAGCUUGAACAAUUUAUGGUGUCCAUUUACGAGUUAAGGAGGAAGCUUGUUGAAAGGGCUGAUGAACUUGUCAUGAAGCAAAGUGUCAUGCCCUAG
Molecule: messenger RNA, 531 nt
Organism: Medicago truncatula (barrel medic)
Lineage: Eukaryota; Viridiplantae; Streptophyta; Magnoliopsida; Fabales; Fabaceae
Product: agamous-like MADS-box protein AGL62
Exons: 1
Coding region: 1-531 (176 amino acids)
Biological process (GO): regulation of transcription by RNA polymerase II
Molecular function (GO): RNA polymerase II cis-regulatory region sequence-specific DNA binding; DNA-binding transcription factor activity, RNA polymerase II-specific; protein dimerization activity
Source: RefSeq, a predicted model, not a curated record